AUUUGGCGUGGCUCUCCGAUGGGUGUGUUUGGAUCCACACACAAUCCCCCGCUCGCUGCUGGCAUCUUCUGUCCAAAUCUCUGUUCAGUCGGCGGUCGCCCAUCAUUCCUCUCCUCCGUCUUGGCCCCCGAGCCGAUCUCGCCCUUCUUGCGGACAUGCUCCUCACGACACUUUCCAAAACCCUUGCAGUUCUGGCCACCGGCGCUGCCGGUCUGGCGCUCUCGGUCUACCUGAUGCCCAGCGCAUGGAAACGCAACCUCUUGGUUCGGGUCCUCAAGCUCGGCCCGCUGCCCGACCGAAAACUGCCCUGGUCCCGCAAAAUCUUCCCCCACGGCGAGCUCGAGCAGCUUGCAGACAACCUCUGGGGACUCUCGGGCAGCCUGCCGCCCGACGGCCCACGCCUGCCUCGACGAAUGAUUAUCUACCGCCUGCCCAAGACGGAUCGGCUCUGGAUCCACUCCCCGAUCUGCUGCACCGACAAGGUCCUUGGGCAGAUCACGGCUCUCGGCAAGGUGACCUUCAUCGUGGUUCCCAAUCCAAUGCACCGGCUGGAUGCGUUUGUCUAUGCAGAGCGCUUCCCUGAAGCCAGGGUGAUCUGUCCGCGCGAAUUCAAGGUUGCUGCCGAGCAAGCUGUUCGAGUGGAUGCCUUUGUCGAGGAUCUGUUCCCGCCGGCUGUCAGCGGGGGCUCGUCCGAGCCGAACGGACUGUCGGAAUCAGAUCCGCCUAUCCGCUACGUCGCCCCCAAGGGCUUCUACCAAGAUAUCAGCGAGCUUGGAUAUCUCCUUCGCCUGGAGAACGAGCAGCACCACGCCCUUGUGUACUGCGACACUUUCUUCAACAUCGAUCCAGAGGAGGAGCCGUGCCUGGUCUGGAUCGGCACUGCGUGCGGUUUCGGCUGCACUGCCAUCGGUCGAUUCAUUGCCGUUGAGUCUGGCCCGCAAGCCCGCGACUGGGUUGCCAAAGAUCUGGUCUCUAUCGUCCAACAGUACCGAGUUCGCAGCAUCUCGAUGGCGCACGGCAAGGAGCUGAAAGGCUCGGUCGAGGAUGUGGUCAGGGCGCUGAUCGAUGCUGCCGAGACGUUCGUCAAGGCUAGAGAAGUCAAGAAGCAAGUCUGAGCCACAGCCCACUGCACCGGCAUCUGGUCCGUAUGAUGCUCGUAAAUCCACACGGCACUGUGCCGAUUGCUGCGAGCGGUCAUGAGAUCCACGUUUGCUCUUGCGACACCCAUUCAAUACACAGUUCUUGUCGGCAUCA
Molecule: messenger RNA, 1254 nt
Organism: Polychytrium aggregatum
Lineage: Eukaryota; Fungi; Chytridiomycota; Chytridiomycetes; Polychytriales
Exons: 1
Coding region: 156-1115 (319 amino acids)
Source: RefSeq, a predicted model, not a curated record